AGAGAGAGAGAGAGAGAGAGAGAGAGUUCUGAGGCCACAUCCACUGGAUAAAGAGGAUAAUAGUUCAGAAAAUCUGUUUCCACAAAAAAUUAGACUUUUGUAAAGUUUCAUGCCAUUCACAUCAACCUCCUCAUCUCGCACUCUCUCCAUAUAUUGUUAUUGUAAUUCACCUUUGCAUUGUGAUCCAGAAGAAACCUCUCUCUCUCUCCCUUUCUCCCUCUCGCUCUCUCGCAAAGAUGCAGCCAAGUGCGGAAGCUAAUCAACGCAUUGCAAGAAUCUCAGCUCAUCUCCAUCCUUCAAAUGUCCAGAUGGAGGAAAGUUCCAUUUUAGGAAGAACCAAUUGUAGAGCAAAAGGAGGGGCACCUGGAUUCAAAGUUGCCAUAUUGGGUGCUGCUGGAGGUAUUGGCCAGCCUCUUGCAAUGUUGAUGAAGAUGAAUCCACUGGUUUCUGUUCUUCAUCUCUAUGAUGUUGUUAAUGCACCUGGUGUGACAGCUGAUAUUAGUCACAUGGACACUGGUGCUGUGGUACGAGGUUUUCUAGGGCAGCCUCAGCUUGAAAGUGCUCUGGCAGGAAUGGACCUUGUAAUCAUACCGGCUGGUGUUCCAAGGAAGCCAGGAAUGACAAGGGAUGACCUUUUCAACAUCAAUGCUGGAAUUGUCAAGACACUGUGUGAAGGAAUCGCAAAAUGCUGCCCUAAUGCGAUUGUGAACCUUAUUAGCAAUCCGGUGAACUCUACAGUCCCAAUUGCAGCUGAAGUUUUCAAGAAAGCUGGCACUUAUGAUCCAAAGAGGCUUUUGGGAGUCACAAUGCUUGACGUUGUUAGAGCUAAUACUUUUGUGGCAGAAGUUCUGGGGCUUGAUCCUAGGGAAGUUGAUGUUCCGGUUGUUGGAGGUCAUUCAGGAGUGACAAUUUUGCCUCUGCUCUCACAGGUUAAGCCUCCUUGCAGCUUCACACCAGAAGAAACGGAAUACCUUACAAAACGCAUUCAAGAUGGUGGAACAGAAGUAGUUCAGGCAAAAGCUGGGGCUGGCUCUGCAACACUAUCAAUGGCGUAUGCAGCAGUUAAAUUUGCGGAUACGUGCCUCCGUGGCUUGAGAGGAGAUGCUGGCAUUGUGGAAUGUGCUUUCGUAGCUUCUCAGGUCACAGAACUCCCUUUCUUUGCAUCCAAGGUAAGACUUGGCCGUACUGGAGCUGAAGAAGUCUACCAACUUGGCCCCCUGAAUGAGUAUGAGAGGGUUGGAUUGGAGAAAGCAAAGAACGAGUUAGCAGGAAGCAUUCAGAAGGGAAUUUCCUUUAUCAAGAAAUAGAAAAGAUGAGCUCUAUGACUACUAAUCUUAUUAAGGUCUUUCUAUAUUUUGUUCUCCUGAUUAAUCUUCCUCAAAAUAUUGCUCUCCUGUAAUGCCUAAAAAAGAUAUACUACCUUGAAUUUAUGUUAACAUUGGUUGAUACAAAAUCAUACAAUAAUUAAGUGCUCUUCAUAUGUUCCAUGGAAACUAAACAAGGUCACUUUCUGCAAGACAUAGAAGCAUCAACUCUCUCAGCAAAAUUGAAAUGGUAACAUCUGUUGAAACUUUUAAACGAGUCCCUCCUAAGGUUUAUAGUCUCGAUUUUCUGAAUGACCCUUGUCAGAAUUUUGUGAAAUCAAUAUCUAAUUUAUACAAUUGUAUUUGAGACAGCCAAAAGGAUAAAGACAGAAAACAUG
This is a messenger RNA of Ilex paraguariensis (yerba mate), 1702 nucleotides long. The record is from the annotation of a GenBank genome assembly. NCBI's taxonomy places the organism in Eukaryota, Viridiplantae, Streptophyta, Magnoliopsida, Aquifoliales, Aquifoliaceae.